AUGUCGGAGAAACAGAUCCGUACGGCCGUACCUGUUGCUACCACUGGAGAAAUCAGCUCUCGGAAUCCCUCCGGAAAACAAACAAGGUCUCGCCUUGUCAAUCAUAUACAAAUCAUGGCUGAAUCGACAGUGUCGAGGAAGGAGUCUUCUGUGGAGAUGUCGGUUUGGCUCCGUCGAUCGACGAAGAGAAUACCGUCAAGCGGAGUGAAAAUCGUCAAUCGGGAAGUUGGAUGGAGCUCCUUAGCGGACUGA
Messenger RNA from Microthlaspi erraticum, 252 nucleotides. The record is from the annotation of a GenBank genome assembly. Lineage: Eukaryota; Viridiplantae; Streptophyta; Magnoliopsida; Brassicales; Brassicaceae.